AUGUCACUGAGCGUCUCUCGUCUACCUUCACGCCUUCCUACUUUUAACACCAAUCAUACCACUAAUAAUGAUGCAUCUAAUGAGACUCUUGCUGGGCAACGAACUUUACCAAUUUCAAAGUUGCAACGUUCUAGUUCGAUGAGUACAAAAUUGAAACCUCCUUCUGCUGGAAUAAAAAACUUACCUCCUUCAUCCCCCACAUCUCCCACAUCUCCCACAAAGAAUCCUGUCGCAACAACCAAGAACCACAACAGUGCAGAACAACAAACAUCACCAAUUCAUAGUCCGGUACUUCACACUCGUUUAAGGCAACCGCUUAAGUUGAAUAAUGAUUCUACAACGCGAAAAAACGAUGAUAAUUUUUCACAAUUUGGUAGAAAUGUGCGUGUAGCACCUCUCGUUCCAAAUUCUAAAAAUGGAAAAAAAACAACUAUCGCGAUUUCGAAUAAAUCUUCAGGUCUUUCUGGCACAAGGAGUUCUCUUACAAAAAGAAAUUUAUUCAAUCGAAAGAAAAAUCUCACGUUGAAUUCACGUCCUCAUAACUCUUCUUCUCAAAUUGAAAUGGAAGAACUUCGUUCGGAAAAUUCUAAGUUACGUGAAGAACUUGAAAAGCUUCGCGAUGAAAAAACCAAGAUUUUGGCUGAAAAUGAACAACUUCAAUCUGAAAAAAGAGGGCUUAUACAAGAAAAAGGUGUGUUGACUGUCGAUGUUUGUCAAAUGGAAUAUCGUUUGGCUUGUGAAGAAUCACGAGUAAUCAAAUUAGAGGAAUGUUUCGUCGACUUGAAUAAACAAUGUAGCUUAUUAAAUAGAGAACAAAAUCAAUUAGAUCGUGAUAGGGCCCAUUUCCAAGGCGAAUUGGAAACUGCAAACACGUUUAUUGUUGACCAAUCGAACACCGUGACCGAUCAACAAUCUCUCAUCGAAGAACUUAUGACCCAAUUGGACGAACAAGAAAAAAUUUGUCAAGAUCUUCAGAAUGUUAUCGAUACCUUUAAAAAUCCAAACCUAUCUGAAAAUGAUGAAUCUUAA
Diversispora eburnea is the source of this 1029-nucleotide messenger RNA. NCBI's taxonomy places the organism in Eukaryota, Fungi, Glomeromycota, Glomeromycetes, Diversisporales, Diversisporaceae. The record is from the annotation of a GenBank genome assembly.